GAUGAGCUUCCACCUCUAGCGUUUGAUUAAUAGUUAUUUUCUUUUUUUGUUUUGUUAGUUUUGUGGAUGUGUAACUAAUGCGGUGGCGAUGCAGAUUAUUUGAGCAGCUGGCCUGAGUGCCGUGCCGGCUCUUGCUUGAAUUCUCCUGGAAGCCUUCUCUGGCAGAAUACUUCCCACCGCAGAGCAAGUCGCACGCACAUCUGGCGAAAGAUUGUAAACAAACCCGGAAUAUGUUAAUUUUCGGCUGCUGAUCUGCUUCUGCUGUGGUGUGCGUAUAUUAUGCAAAAACUAGUUUGAGCGUCGCGCCGGUUGUUGAACUCUUGACACUUGACUUGGCGUGCCGGCGAAAAUAGAUAACUGCCGGAGGGUUCAAUCAGAAUUUGAGAAUCGGGGAAUUGGUCGAGUCAGCAGAACUGCUGUGAGCUCAAUACGAGAGAACCAGCGAAACGAACCACAUGUAUGCGUACAAAAUGGACGGUCGAGUUCCCGAGCUGGUCAUAUGCUCCGUCAUAGUGGUCAGCCUGCUGGUCAUUCACUUCUUUUCGGAUUUACUACGCGCCUCCCUAGGUGGCUACUACAACCAGGAUGUGACGCUAUCGCAGCUGGUAGAAGCCCAAAGUUCGGACUACGCCUGGCUGCUGAAACUCCUGGUCAACUGCUUCGGCUAUAGCUGCGUCUUUGUGCCGGGCUACCUCAUCUACAAAUAUGUGGGCAGGAUCAACUAUCGAAGAGGCAAUAAGAGUUGCCUGCACAAGGCCAUAAACAUGUGCAUCACGGGUAACUCCAGCUACGAUCAGCUGGACGCUGGAGGCAGUUCGGCGGAUAGAGAGCGACCGGCGGUGUCUGCUGCGCCGAAACGGACGAGUUCCCAGGAAGCAGUGCAGCUAUUAUGGUGCUUCGGCGGCCUAAUGGUCUCCUAUCUCACCUGGGGCGUGCUCCAGGAGAAGAUUAUGACCCAGCACUACCUCAACUUUGCCGGGGAGAGCGCCAAGUUCAAGGACUCCCAGUUCCUGGUGUUUGCCAAUCGCCUGCUUGCCUUUUUCGUGGCCCUUGCGUACCUGCAGUGGCAGCCCUCGCCCAUUAGACAUCGUGCUCCGCUAUACAAAUACUCCUACGCCUCCUUCUCCAAUAUAAUGAGUGCCUGGUUCCAGUACGAGGCCCUGAAGUUCGUCAACUUUCCCACUCAAGUGCUGGCUAAAUCCUGCAAGAUCAUACCCGUAAUGCUGAUGGGUAAACUGAUGUCCAAGGCCAAGUACGAGACCUACGAGUACGCCACAGCACUGCUUAUCUCACUGGGCAUGAUCUUCUUCAUGAGCGGCUCCGCGGACAGCAGCAAGGCGAGCGGGGUGACCACGCUCACAGGCAUCUUUCUGCUGUCGAUGUACAUGGUCUUCGACAGCUUUACCGCCAACUGGCAGGGAUCGCUGUUCAAGAGCUACGGCAUGACCUCCCUGCAGAUGAUGUGCGGCGUCAAUCUGUUCUCUUCCAUCUUCACCGGAGCCUCGUUGACGAUGCAGGGCGGAUUUAUGGACUCGUUGACAUUCGCCACAGAGCAUCCCAAAUUUGUGUUUGACAUGGUUGUGCUUUCCAUUUGCUCAGCGGUCGGCCAAUUGUUCAUCUAUCACACAAUCGAUGUAUUCGGCCCAGUUGUGUUUACCAUUAUAAUGACGCUGCGGCAGGCCGUGGCCAUCAUGCUUUCCUGCUUCAUCUACCAGCACAGCAUUUCGGUGCUGGGCAUCUUCGGCGUUCUCAGUUUUGUGGCGAUCUUCCUGAGGGUCUACUGCAACCAGCGCAUGCGUGCCAUACGCAAGCGGGCCGAGGCCAACAAACCGAAAAUGGCUGUCUAACCGGAGUGGGGGAUGGACAUGCCUCGAAUGUAACGCACAGACUUCCUAGCUCAGCCCAACUUAGUGUACUGAUAUCAGCUCAUGGCGGAUCGCACUUCCGACGAAGCCCAAAUAGAGGCAGCUCCCCAGAUUGUACAGUUUUGUUUCCUAGUUCUAAGUUGAAUGUAUACUUGUAUCUUAACCGCAAGGGGUUUCCAAAAAGAAUU
Drosophila serrata is the source of this 2053-nucleotide messenger RNA. RefSeq names its product adenosine 3'-phospho 5'-phosphosulfate transporter 1 (gene sll). Lineage: Eukaryota; Metazoa; Arthropoda; Insecta; Diptera; Drosophilidae. Gene Ontology annotation, biological process: transmembrane transport; 3'-phosphoadenosine 5'-phosphosulfate transport. Gene Ontology annotation, molecular function: 3'-phosphoadenosine 5'-phosphosulfate transmembrane transporter activity. Gene Ontology annotation, cellular component: endoplasmic reticulum membrane; Golgi membrane. The record is from RefSeq and is a predicted model, not a curated record.